Messenger RNA from Lepidothrix coronata (blue-crowned manakin), 606 nucleotides. RefSeq names its product ATP-dependent RNA helicase DHX36-like. The record is from RefSeq and is a predicted model, not a curated record. Bases 43 to 606 code for a protein of 187 amino acids. The transcript has 4 exons. Gene Ontology annotation, cellular component: nucleus; intracellular anatomical structure; cytoplasm. Lineage: Eukaryota; Metazoa; Chordata; Aves; Passeriformes; Pipridae. Gene Ontology annotation, molecular function: DNA helicase activity; G-quadruplex RNA binding.
CCUGAGCAGGCUGUGCUGUUCCCGCAGAGAGCCGUCGUGCGCAUGGACGAGCGCAGGGAAGAGCAGAUCGUGCAGCUCCUGAAUUCCGUCCAGGCUAAGAACGACAAAGAGCAAGAAUCCAUGUCCUGGUGGUCCGGGGAUGAGGAAAGCCCUACAGAACAGCCUGUGAAGGUGAAACCAGAUGCUGAAAAGGCUACUGUAAGACGGAGACCGGCCUUGGAAAAAACAUCCCUGGAUCGGGAUGUGGAAUAUCUCUUUGAAAAAAAUGAACAGGAUACUGAUUUAGAUGAGCAGCUUAAAGAAGACUUAAGGAAGAAGAGAUCUGAUCCCAGAUAUAUUGAAAUGCAGAGGUUUCGAGAGAAGCUCCCCUCCUAUGGCAUGAGAGAGGAGCUCGUGAACCUGAUCAACAACAACCGUGUGACUGUGAUCAGUGGGGAGACGGGCUGUGGGAAGACGACCCAGGUGACCCAGUUCAUCCUGGACGACCACAUCGAGCGCGGGAAGGGCUCCACGUGCCGGAUCGUCUGCACCCAGCCCAGGAGGAUCAGUGCCAUCUCCGUGAGUGCCCUCGGCAAACUCGCUUCCUGGGGGGGGUUAUCUCUGUGA